GAAAAAUAAUGUAAUCGUUUUAGAAUCAUUCUAGAUAUCUGUCCCGUAAAAUUUAGAAAAAAAAAAAGAAUGAUACUUUAUUAUUUUUAACAUUUUUAGUUCCACGGAAAAUUUUCUAACUGGCAAUCGUUCUAUUUUUAAGGAACAAAGUGAAGAUUUGAUAAAAUCAAGGCUUGAGUUAGAUAAAGAAAAAAAGAAGACAGGUUUAAUAUUGUUUUUAAAAUGACGUCGUAACGGUUCCUCGUUUAUGAAUUUAUUAGAGUAUCGUUAGAAGAAUAUCUACUCGAAACUAACGGUUCAAUGACCAAGGGGAUUUCAUACAAAAAGAAAGCCCGUCGAGAAAACCCGUUACUGGCAAGACCCAUGGUUUCAUGGUGGUGGUACAUGCUAAGCAUCUGAGCGUUGAUAGCGUCGAUUGCAUAAUUGUAACACGAUAAGUAAUAGCCAGUUCUCAGUUCGUUCCGCGAAGGAAAACUCAGCUACGAUUUGCCAUCUACCUGCUCCAUUUGUUGAACACAUAAAUACAGAGACUUAAGGUCGAGGUCGCUGAAACCCGUUUCAUGAAUGACUGCAGGAAGAGGAAUAACACCAUCAAAGGUGCAAGUUUCACAACCAUGCAUUCCAGCAUGGUUGCUGUGAUAAAUACUCUAAUCACGAGUGAAAACUUCAAGGGUAAAAUCCUCAGCUAAAUUAACCAUAAAUUCAACUUAAUUUCUUUGGGACCAUUAUUCCGUUCGAAUACUAUCAACAAAAUUGCAUCACGAUGAUUUUUCUCAUUUUCCGUUUCAAUCGCCAAAGGAAUGAUCAGAUAUGUUGAAAUAGAAUAGAGAAGUUCGAAGAUUCCUAAACCCAUGUAGGAUCCGUUACAAUUGCCCAUGUACAUCCAGCCUGGGCUUGGCAUCCCAUCAAAUUGAUUGACACCAAUCGGUCAAAGAAAAGGAUUUGUCUUGGUUCGGUUGGAAGUACCGUUGUCAAGGAAUUGCAUAAUGCUGGUUACACACGUAGCUCGUUUCUAGACGGGUCGUCGAUCACCCAUCUUGUCUGAAUUUCUUUGCCAACGAGAAGUCGGUAGCAACAUUGACCAAUGACCAUCGUCUGGUGACCAGAUUCUGAAGAGUACCGUAAGGAUAUUCACGUGUAGGUAAAACAGAGGGGGGUAGUGUCCGGUCAACGCUCUUGCACUCCCCGGUUAAUGUAUAUAAAGCAAGAGGUACGAACGAUGCUCACAGCAGAACAACAGUAGACAUGAUCGGGAAGAUUGUUAUCAUCAUUUCAGCUCUGGCCCUGGUAAGGGCCCAGAUACCAAGUCUGGGCUUCUGUCCAGAUUACGUCCCCAUGGCUAACUUCGACAUGACUAAGUUUUUGGGUGUCUGGUACGAGGCCGAAAGGUACUUCCAGCUCACGGAAGUAGUGUCGCGUUGCGUUAUGACGAACUAUACUUUGGGUCCUGAUGGCAAAUUUCGGGUCAGCAACGAAGUUACGAACAGAUUCACCGGAAUCAAGAGAGUGUUAGCGGGUGAAAUUAAGAAAUCUGCUUCGAAAGCUGAGGAGGGAAAAUUGACCGUCAAAUACACGAUACCAUUGACACCGGAAACCAAAUACUCGGUGCUCGAAACGGAUUACGAUAGUUAUGCAGUUUUGUGGAGCUGUUCCGGUAUUGGUCCAUUCCAUACACAGAACGCCUGGGUCAUGACCAGAGAAAGAUUGGCUCCAGGAACAGUGUUGCAAAAGGCGUACGCUGUUUUGGAUAAGUACAAGAUCUCGAAAACGUUCUUCGUGAAAACGGAUCAAGAAGACUGCGCUUUCUUGGACGCGCCACCAGUGAAACCGGCGGUAGUUGUGGAAGCAGUGUCGCAAAGUGAAGAGAAACCCCAGGAAUCGGAGGAAAAGCCUGAACAUUCUGUUCGAACUGCCGUGGUACCGGAUGCUCCACAAAUCAUCAUCGAAACAAACGACGAAAAAUUAUCGUUGAAGUCACAAGAAGGUAUCAAGAAGAAACCGGUGAACCCGGUUGCUGAACGAAUCGUGGAAGUAGCCGAGGCCCAGAAAGAAAAUCUGUCUAAGGAAACUGGAGAAAAGGAGGAGAAACAAAAGGAGGCUAUGAAAGAGAAAGUCGAUGAAAAUAUGAAACAAGGGGAGAAGACUGCUUGAAACUAGAACUCUAAAAAGAUAUUUUUAAUUCAUCUCAUUCAACAAAUUUUUCUUUUUCUUAGGCUCGUAGCGGUUUUAUUAUGGAAACCAGUCUCGCCUGAGUAUUCGUAUUCAUUAUUCUACGUUCCUUCGAAAAUGAUCACUUUCAUGGUUCAUGGAGGCAUAGGGGGAUGCU
Molecule: messenger RNA, 2326 nt
Organism: Osmia bicornis bicornis
Lineage: Eukaryota; Metazoa; Arthropoda; Insecta; Hymenoptera; Megachilidae
Product: apolipoprotein D-like
Exons: 4
Coding region: 1246-2151 (301 amino acids)
Molecular function (GO): pigment binding
Source: RefSeq, a predicted model, not a curated record